UUGCAAGUUCUAUCGUUGUCUAAAGCUCACUUUUAUCAGGAAACCUUUACUAUCGCAUUUCUGUAAAUCAGUUGUGUGUCAAAGUCAUCAACAUCCAUCGUAUUACGGUUCGUGCAUCCUCAGCCAACUCAGAACAAUGGGGUCGAGCAAUCGGCCCUUAUCAUCAUGGCUGUCACUUGUUACUCUAAUUGCUACUCUGGCUGUUGUGAGCCAAUGCGUCGAGAUGCUGGAGGUGGAUGCGCAUGCGUCGUUGACCUUCUGCGAGAUUCAUGUACUUCCUCGAGGAUACGAUUGCGAAGAGCAUGAGGUAUAUUCGGAGGAUGGUUACAUGCUUCGUCUGCAUCGGGUUAUACCUCGGGCCAGCCUGGAAAAGUCUGUGUGGGAAUGGCUGGAGCCGGAGCUCCGACAUAAGCACAAGCACAAGGGGCCCUUCCCUGGGUUCAAGAAACCACGGCCAGCUCCUGAGGCGGUACCCUCGUACACAAGUCCUAGCAGCAGCUCAGAAAGUCCACCAUCUCCAAGUCCUCCUCCUUCGUCCUUCUCGCCUCCAGGUGAAGGCACACAUGGAGGACCAUCUCCACCGUCGUCCUCCUACUCUCCACCUGGUGGAUAUGGAGGUCCCAGUCCUUCGUCCUCCUCCUCGCCUCCAAGUGAAGGAGCAUACGGAGGACCAUCUCCGCCGUCGUCCUCCUACUCUCCACCUGGUGGAUAUGGAGGUCCCAGUCCUUCGUCCUCCUCCUCGCCUCCAAGUGAAGGAGCAUACGGAGGACAAUCUCCGCCGUCGUCCUCCUACUCUCCACCUGGUGGAUAUGGAGGUCCCAGUCCGUCGUCCUCCUCCUCGCCUCCAAGUGAAGGAGCAUACGGAGGACCAUCUCCGCCGUCGUCCUCCUACUCUCCACCUGGUGGAUAUGGAGGUCCCAGUCCUUCGUCCUCCUCCUCGCCUCCAAGUGAAGGAGCAUACGGAGGACCAUCUCCGCCGUCGUCCUCCUACUCUCCACCUGGUGGAUAUGGAGGUCCCACUCCUUCUGCCUUCUCCCCACCAGGCGCAAGCACAUAUGGAGGAUCGAACUCAGCUCCAUCGUCUUACUCUCCCCCGGCAGCCGCUGGAUAUGGGGCACCCAGUCCCGCCGGUUCUAGGAACUCACCACCAAGUGCCGCAAUAGGAGGAGUAUCUCCACCUCCCACGUCCUUCAACCCUCCUCCUGCCUCUGGCGGAUAUGGAGCACCGAGUCCUCCUGAUACGGAGUCACACGGAGGAGUAUCCACGCCGCCUCCUUCUUACUCUCCUCCCACUCCUUCAGAAUCGAACUCUCCACCAGGUGCAGGGAAUUACGGAGAGGGAUCGUCAGGACCAUCAACAUCUGCUAUCUCCCCACCACCUGCUGGAUCCGGAUACGGAGGCUCGCCACCAUCGUCAACGAGCUCCCCACCGAAUGGGUCAGGAGGAUCUACUUCCAGUUCCAGUGCUGAAUGUACACCUGGCUUGUCCUCGCCAAACAUUGCAAGGAGGGGACUUACUAGCAGCAAUGGCCGAGAGCAACCUCGGACUCCAACCCGAAAUGCAGAACUCGUCGACGGGGAGCCGGUUCUGCUCAUGCACCACGAGCUUCUCAACGGGGGCAGCUGGUUCACGCCCGUGGCCUCCGAGAACGACACUGUGCUCCCCCUCAAGCUCGUGGAUCAGGGCUUCGAUGUGUGGAUCGGUCACGAGCGGGCGACGCUCUGGAGCCACGAGCAUCGGAAGCUUACUCCCAACGAUGCUGCGUACUGGAACUGGACUUGGGAUCAGCACGUAGAGCACGACGUUCCGAAGCUGCUGGCAUACAUCAGCGACGAGACUGGCUCCAGAGUGCAUUACGUGGGCGUCUCUCUGAGCGCUGCAGUCGGGGCAGCCGCAGCCACGAACGCGGGCGUCGCCAGUCUCAUGAAAACUCUGACUCUGAUAGCUCCCGCCUUCUAUCGGGGGAAGACUACUUCAGAGUUCCUGCAAGCCUGGGAUCCUAUUCUACUUCGCUCGGCCUUAGGCACAAGCGACGACGAAUGGCACGACAACAGGCUCGGUGCGUUCAACAUUACGAGGGAGUUUCAUCUAGAUGCCAUUCCAUUGAACGGCCCCGCUUCUCGUUUGCCGUUCGCCAUCUCGGGCCCCGAUUGUUGCCUGGGUCCGAGUGUGCUCUCGCUCGCCAACGGAUGGGAUGGAGUGACGUCGUACAAGAAUCUCGAGCACCUCCAUCAGGGAAUCUCGACGAAUACCUUUCAGCACUUCGACUACGGGUCCGCAGCCUUCAAUGCGCUGGCAUACGAGGGCAAAACCGACCCUCCGACUUACGAGCCAAAAGAUAUUCCCAGCGACCUUCCGAUGUUGGUGGUCUACGGAGGGCAGGAUUUAUACUCGCCUCCCGAAGGUGCGCUGGAAUUCAUGAGCUUGACACAGACUAUGCCCCAGUCAGUGUACCUGCCUCACUACGCACAUUUCGACCUAUCUAUGAGCCUGCACCGAGCGGACGAUGUGUAUGGGCCGAUCACAGCCUUUCUUCAAGACCAAUCCGGACCUGAAGAACCUUACUACUGAUAAUGUUACCAAUGUAUCGAUAGUACGAUAGCGAUAGUAGAUAUAUCAAUCAGCAGCAGCUAGUGCCAGAAGCGUCAUGCCUUCAUGGAAUUGGACGAUUAGUCCCAUGAGUAGUGAAUAGCUCUAGAUAGUGGUUUAUAGUACUAUGGGCAGCAGCUUCAGCUGUUUCCCAUACGAUAUACAAGUGGAGAUAGCUACAAUCUCCUGAGUACAAUUUACUAGGACGAUCACCACCUUUCUUCAAGACCAAAAAGGAUAUUAGACCAGUGCGGAUUUGAAGAACCCUACUACUCAUCAUGAAACUUAUCAAUCGUUAGUGCCGGUAGUAGGAAGUGAUAAUAGAAAUAUCAAUCAGCAGCUGUUGUUGUAGAGGUUUAUGCCUUCAAUCGUACUAUUAGUCCCAGUAGUCUAUAGAGGUAUAGAUAUCUCAAUAUGCAGGAUCAGCUGUUGCUCAUAUGUUUGUUAUUCAUGCGGAGAUAGCCAUAAUUGACUCAGUCCUUGACGUAGAAUCAACUGUUACGGGUUAUGUACCAAUUCACCUUGGAGGGUCUAUCCAUUCAGAACCUGGGAACAAGUCACUUGUGCACUCGUCUCUCGAACAUUUAUAAAUCAAUAAAAAAUUUCCAGCAUCUAUU
Messenger RNA from Marchantia polymorpha subsp. ruderalis, 3207 nucleotides. Lineage: Eukaryota; Viridiplantae; Streptophyta; Marchantiopsida; Marchantiales; Marchantiaceae. The record is from the annotation of a GenBank genome assembly.